UCGUAUCACACAACACACACAGAGACACAUAACACACCCUUCACUUCACUUCACUCCCAACCCAUUAACCCUUCUCAUCAAGAAAGCGUGAUUCACUCCUUUAUUUCUUUACUCGCCUAUUCUCUCCUAUUUCUCUCACAUACACACAAUCAAAGAAUAAAAAUAACCCAAAACCCCUCUGUUUUGUGAAAAACCAAACAAAGCAUAGCAAUUAACAAACACGCACAGAUAGAGUGAGAGUAAAGAGAGAAAAAAAAAAGAUGGAGCUAAGUAAAGUGACCUUAGAGAUCUUCUCAAAGCUGGAGCAGAAAUGGCUCUCUCAUUGCACCAAAGAAGCGAACAGCAAGAAAACCCGCAUUCUCAGCAUCGACGGCGGAGGAACCACCGCCAUUGUCGCCGGUGCGGCCCUACUCCGCCUCGAGGACCAGAUCCGUCACGACACCUCCGAUCCCCACGCUCACAUCGUAGAUUUCUUCGACGUGGUUGCCGGCACCGGCAUAGGCGCUGUCCUCGCCGCCAUGAUCACCGCCGCUGACUCCUUCGGCCGUCCGCUCUAUACCGCUCGCGACGCUGUGAAUCUCGUCGCCGAUCGAAACACCGACCUGUACAAGCUCAAAUCCGCCGGAAUAUUCCGUCGGCGGCGGAGAUUCUCUUCCCGGAGCAUGGAAACAGUGUUGAAGGAAGUGUUCACGAGAAAAGACGACGGAAAAUCGCUGACAUUGAAGGACACGUGCAAGCCUCUGCUUGUUCCAUGCUUCGACCUCAAGAGCUCAGCGCCGUUCGUGUUCUCACGCGCUGACGCGUGCGAGUCUCCGAGUUUCGACUUCGAGCUCUGGAAGGUUUGCCGUGCCACGUCGGCCACUCCUAGCUGCUUCAAGCCGUUUCCGUUGGAAUCCGUUGACGGAAAAAAAUCCUGCUCAGCCGUCGACGGCGGACUCGUCAUGAACAACCCUACCGCCGCAGCAGUCACGCACGUGCUUCACAACAAGCGCGAUUUCCCCGCGGUUAACGGCGUCGAGGACCUCCUCGUCCUCUCCAUCGGAAAUGGAUCAUCCAGCGCCAAAGCGCGCGAGAAUCACGAACCUUCUGUGAUCGACAUUGUCCUCGACGGUGUUUCCGAGACGAUUGACCAGAUGUUAGGAAACGCAUUCUGCUGGAAUCGCAAUGAUUACGUCAGAAUCCAGGCAUUUGGUUUGGGGAGUGAAGGAACGGUAACGGAGGAAGUGGAAGAGAAGAGUGAGGUGCUGAAAGAGAGGGCUUUGGAGUCGUUACCGUUUGGCGGGAAGCGGUUACUGACAGAGACUAACGGAAAUAGAAUCGAUAGCUUCGUGCAACGGCUUGUUGCCUCCGGAAAACCCAGCCCGCUGUCAAGUCCCCGCAAAAAUUCCGCCGUCAACCCUCUGGUUAACGGCCGCUAGAUUCUUUUUUUCCCCUUUUUUUUUCUCGAAUUUUCUUUUGGCUUUUUCAUUUUAAUUUUCCUUUUUAUUACCUUGUUAGAUGCUGUAAGUUGUAAUUGCAAGGUGUAACCAAGAUGACAAGGUCAACUUGUCAUGGAGGGAAAAAAAAAAAGAAAACAUGACCAAAAAAAAUUGCCUCAAGUUUUUUUACCUAGCUUAGCUGUGCCAGUUGUA
Molecule: messenger RNA, 1631 nt
Organism: Arachis stenosperma
Lineage: Eukaryota; Viridiplantae; Streptophyta; Magnoliopsida; Fabales; Fabaceae
Product: probable inactive patatin-like protein 9
Exons: 2
Coding region: 261-1418 (385 amino acids)
Biological process (GO): lipid metabolic process
Source: RefSeq, a predicted model, not a curated record